Cylicocyclus nassatus is the source of this 294-nucleotide messenger RNA. Lineage: Eukaryota; Metazoa; Nematoda; Chromadorea; Rhabditida; Strongylidae. The record is from the annotation of a GenBank genome assembly.
AUGGUAGACGAUAUUCCUCCAACUUUUGUCCCAUUAAAUGCAACGUUCGAGUCAAUUGACCCCUUAGCGAAUGCUACAGGAAUACUUGGAAGCGACAAGAUCCAGGUUGGUAGAAAGGAUAUAAGUCAUUUUGUGAUACCAAAUGUGACUUUUGGACUCGCCUUAGAUAUGCAGACUACAGAACUGGACGGUGUACAAUCUGGAGUACUUGGCCUUGGAUUGAAUAAUGUAGGAACAAACAGCGAACCUUUCAUCAGGAGCAUCUUCGACCAAGGUUAUCUCAGAGUUGGAUAA